Hyla sarda is the source of this 1035-nucleotide messenger RNA. RefSeq names its product chymotrypsin-like elastase family member 1. The transcript has 8 exons. Lineage: Eukaryota; Metazoa; Chordata; Amphibia; Anura; Hylidae. Gene Ontology annotation, molecular function: serine-type endopeptidase activity. The coding region runs from base 88 to 936 and encodes 282 amino acids. Gene Ontology annotation, biological process: proteolysis. The record is from RefSeq and is a predicted model, not a curated record.
GAUUCAUUUUUUGGCAUUAGUGUUAUUUACAACACCUGGAAAUAUUCUCACUCUUAGUGAGCACUUCAUUGGUAUAUAAAGACACCCAUGGUAGUUUUUUUGACACAUUUCUCACAGAAUCAUAAGAAAAUGUUCAGACUUCUCGUGCUUGCGACACUCGUCCUUUGUGGAUAUUGUCAUGAUGAUGACAUCCGCUAUUUUGAAGAUAAUGAAAAUGGACGUGUGGUAGGAGGAACCAACGCAGCAAAGAAUGCCUGGCCAUGGCAGGUAUCUCUUCAGUAUCGGUCUGGUAGUAGCUGGUAUCACACUUGUGGGGCUUCCCUGAUCCGUUCUAACCGUGUGCUGACUGCUGCUCAUUGUGUAGACAGCAAUCUUUCCUUCCGUGUGGGCCUUGGGGAGCACAAUCUUAGUACUAAUGAUGGCACUGAACAGUACAUUUCAGUCUCUUCUAUCAGGAGACAUUCUUACUGGAACUCCAACAAUAUCGCUGCUGGAUAUGAUAUUGCUAUCCUGUGGCUGGCCUCCAGUGCUUCCCUGAACAGUGCUGUGAAACUGGCUACACUGCCAGCAAGUGGAGCUACCCUGGCCCACAACUACAACUGUGUGGUAACUGGAUGGGGAAGAACCAGAACCGGUGGAUCUCUUGCCUCUAUUCUCCAGCAAGUCACUCUGCCUGUAGUUGCCCACUCAACCUGCUCUCUCAGUAACUGGUGGGGCAGCUCUGUCAAGACCUCCAUGAUUUGCGCUGGUGGAGAUGGAGUCAAGUCUUCCUGCAAUGGUGAUUCCGGAGGACCCCUCAACUGUGCAGUCAAUGGGGUGUAUCAGGUUCAUGGUAUUGUGAGCUUUGGAUCCACUCUUGGAUGCAACUACUACCAGAAACCAUCUGUGUUUACCAAGGUCUCCUCUUACAUCUCCUGGAUUAACAGUAACAUCUAAAUGGAUAACAUCUUCUCACAUGGGGAAACCAUAAAUGACAACAAAUAAUACGUCUCGAUUAGUUUGAAUGAGGGUAACAUGCUAAUAAAGAACCAGUAA